Molecule: messenger RNA, 1898 nt
Organism: Sabethes cyaneus
Lineage: Eukaryota; Metazoa; Arthropoda; Insecta; Diptera; Culicidae
Gene: HDAC3
Product: histone deacetylase 3
Exons: 2
Coding region: 455-1750 (431 amino acids)
Molecular function (GO): histone deacetylase activity
Source: RefSeq, a predicted model, not a curated record
UCCGGAUUUUUAAUAUUUUGUGUUUUAUGUGCAUUUUUAUUAAUAAGCAUUCCAAAACCAAGUGAAAAAAGAAUUAUUUUAUGUUCUGCAUCCGUAAAGCAUACUGUUGAUGAAAACAGGCAACCAAAAUUUGUGACUAAUGCCGUGGAAUAUCGAUUGAUGCAAAUGCUGAACUUACCAAUAAAUAGUUGAAUAUUGUAUUGAUUCCAGUUGCUACGAAAUAAGGCCUAUCCAGUUUUGCCUAUGUUUCCAGCACCACAAAGCUAUCAGCAACAACCCGCGGGGGACAGCGAAAGAAGAGUGGAUUUGAAAUCGUUAGAUUUCACUUUGACCAAACGGCUCUUGGCAGCUGUAUUUUUCCUUCUACUGAUAUACGCUUGGAAACAGUAUUUCGAGGACCAAAAUCAAUCGAAUAAAACAUACAACUGAAAUCUCUAGAGCACAUUCACGCACAAUGAGCAACAGAAAAGUGUCCUACUUCUUCAACCCGGACGUAGGUAAUUUUCACUAUGGCCCAGGACAUCCGAUGAAACCGCACCGCCUCUCAGUCAUACACCAUAUGGUAAUGAACUACGGAUUGCAUAAAAAAAUGCAAAUUUAUCGACCUUAUAAAGCCAGCGCGCAUGAUAUGUGCCGUUUUCACAGUGAUGAAUAUAUCGAGUUCUUGCAGCAUGUAACGCCACAAAACAUCCAGGGCUUUACGAAAUGCCUUUCGGUUUUCAACGUCGGUGACGAUUGUCCGGUAUUUGACGGACUGUUCGAAUUCUGCGCCAUGUACACCGGAGCGUCACUGGAAGGCGCACAGAAGCUAAAUCACAAUCACAGUGACAUCUGCAUCAACUGGUCCGGGGGCUUACAUCAUGCCAAAAAGUUUGAAGCUUCCGGAUUCUGCUACGUGAACGACAUUGUGAUCGGCAUUCUGGAGCUGCUCAAGUACCAUCCGAGAGUGUUGUAUAUCGACAUUGAUGUUCAUCACGGUGACGGCGUGCAGGAAGCGUUCUAUCUUACCGAUAGAGUUAUGACGGUUUCCUUUCACAAGUACGGAAACUAUUUCUUUCCUGGUACUGGGGAUAUGUACGAAAUCGGAGCUGAAUCUGGUCGCUACUAUUCAGUGAAUGUUCCACUGAAGGAAGGAAUUGACGAUCAGAGUUACGUGCAAGUCUUUAAACCAGUCAUUUCUGCCGUUAUGGAAUUUUAUCAACCAACUGCUAUUGUUUUGCAAUGCGGGGCGGACUCUCUGGCUGGCGAUCGUCUCGGUUGCUUUUCCCUUAGUACAAAAGGACACGGCGAAUGUGUAAAAUUUGUGAAAGAACUAAAUGUUCCCACAUUGGUUGUGGGCGGAGGUGGCUACACCUUGCGGAACGUGGCUCGCUGCUGGACGUACGAAACGUCGCUUCUUAUAGACGAGACGAUAUCGAACGAACUGCCUAUGAACGAUUAUCUAGAGUUCUUCGCACCUGACUUCACGCUGCAUCCGGAUAUUCCCAGUCGACAGGACAAUGCCAACAGCAAACAGUAUCUGGAAGCCAUUACAAGGCACGUGUAUGACAAUCUGAAAAUGUGUCAGCAUGCACCGAGUGUGCAGAUGUUCGACAUUCCUGAGGAUGCUCUGCCGGAAGAGGUGAAAGUAAAGGAAGAACCCAACCCUGAGGCAAGGAUGACUCAGGAAGAAGAGGACAAGCAAGUUGAACCCAAAAACGAGUUUUUCGAUGGCGAAAAUGAUAAUGAUAAAAGUGAAAAUGAACCUUAGCAGUAACCUGAAUGCUUAGGUGGGUUUGCAGGCUAAAACUAUCAACUCAUGGGAUGCAGACGGAAAGAUAAAAGUUUUUUUACGUAAUCUUAAGCAAGCUUAAGCUUAAUCGUUGUCUACGAUGAAAAACAUUUUUUUUAUUGUGAGU